This is a messenger RNA of Poeciliopsis prolifica (blackstripe livebearer), 480 nucleotides long. Its product is annotated as rho-related GTP-binding protein RhoG-like. Gene Ontology annotation, molecular function: GTPase activity; protein kinase binding; GTP binding. Gene Ontology annotation, cellular component: cell projection; cytoskeleton; cytoplasmic vesicle. The record is from RefSeq and is a predicted model, not a curated record. The transcript is spliced from 2 exons. Lineage: Eukaryota; Metazoa; Chordata; Actinopteri; Cyprinodontiformes; Poeciliidae. Gene Ontology annotation, biological process: regulation of actin cytoskeleton organization; establishment or maintenance of cell polarity; regulation of cell shape. Bases 1 to 480 code for a protein of 159 amino acids.
AUGAACCCCUGUCUCUACCUGUGGUGCGUUCAGGUGACGGUGGACGGACGGAUCAUCAGUCUGAACCUGUGGGACACGGCGGGGCAGGAGGAGUACGACCGGCUGAGGACGCUGUCCUACCCGCAGACCAACGUCUUCGUCAUCUGCUUCUCCAUCUCAAGCCCCGCCUCCUACGAGAACGUCAAACACAAGUGGCACCCAGAGGUUUCCCACCACUGUCCCAAUGUUCCCAUCCUGCUGGUCGGCACAAAGAGCGACCUCCGGAACGACGCAGACAUCCAGAGGAAGCUGAAGGAGCAGAACCAGGCGCCCAUCACCCACCAGCAGGGCCUGAACCUGGCCAAGCAGGUCCAGGCGGUGCGCUACUUGGAGUGUUCGGCGCUGAACCAGGAUGGCAUCAAGGAGGUGUUCACCGAGGCGGUGAGGUCCUACCUGAACCCGCAGCCCACCGUCACCAAGAGGCCCUGCGUCCUGCUCUGA